Molecule: messenger RNA, 546 nt
Organism: Clonostachys rhizophaga
Lineage: Eukaryota; Fungi; Ascomycota; Sordariomycetes; Hypocreales; Bionectriaceae
Source: the annotation of a GenBank genome assembly
AUGGUUGCCAUCAAGAAUAUCGCUGUCGCAGCCCUCGUGGCCGGCCUCGCCGACCAGGCGCUCGCCAUGCCCAUUUCCGGAUCUGCCUACGAAACGAGAGACCUCCAGGCGCGCAGGCCGUUCGACGAGAGCUCGCUCGCCAAGUUCUUCAUCGGGUACCGCAAGCUCUUCCGCGCCAGCCACGGAAUCCACGACAACAAGCAGGCCAAGAAGACUCACCACCCCAAGGCCAAGGCAGCCCACACCGAGACGCACGCUGAGGACCACCACGCCGAGGCCGACAAGGCGUCUGCCUCUGCCUCUACUGCCCCGGAGCCCGCUCCCGAGCCCGCCGCUGCUGAGGAGACUCCCGCCGAGGAGGCACCCGCCGCGGAGGCUGCCCCCGAGGAACUUCGCGACUAUGAGAUGGACCUGGAGGAGCGAGACAUGGAGGAGCGGUCGUACUUCGAGGAUUUGGAGGAGCGAGAGAUUGAGUUCGAUGAGCGGGAUAUCGAGGAGCUCCUCUAUGCCCGCUACCUCGCGAGCAUGGAGGAGAGUGAGGAGUAA